AUGUGGAGACAAGGUCGAUCAGAGAGAUCGAGGGGUGAAAACUCUCGUCAAGAUCGAAGGGGCUUACAAACGGAGGAAGAGAUAAUCAAAGUACCUGAUUUCGACUUCUCAGACUUGGUGGAGAAAUACAAGCUAUCCUUGGUUGGUCGGAUGUUUCACAUUGACGGAAAAAGUGUGGAUGCCCUAAUAACCCACAUGCCAAAACGAAGAAUUUGGGAUGUGGAAGGUAGAGUUCGUGGGAUAAAUCUGAGAAAUAAUAAGUGUCAAUUCGACUUCGAUAAAGAAGAAGAUCUCCAGAAGGUGCUUCAUCGCAGACCUUGCCAUUUCAAUAAAUGGAGUUUCUCACUAGAGAGAUGGAUCCCUACUAUCAAAGAAGACUACCCAAACUCAAUGCUUCUCUGGGUAACGAUCACGGGUGUUCCUACACACUACAAGAAAGAUGAAUCUUAUAGAAGCAUUGGGAAAGCUCUGGGAGAAGUUGAUACAGUGGAUGUUACUAACGGGAGAGUCGGAGUUCAAAUCAACGUCGAUGAGCCUCUUCAAUUUGAAAGAAAAGCAGGAUACGCUAAUGGAGAUGUAGUGACGGUGAUUCUGAAGUAUGAAGAACUACACAGAUUAUGUUUUACAUGCAAACGCAUAUCGCAUGAGGAAGGCACAUGCCCUAACUAUCUCCAGAACAAAGAGAAAAGAACCGAGUUUCAAGACUGGAGAAGAAGGAGAAGGUAG
Messenger RNA from Brassica oleracea var. oleracea, 726 nucleotides. RefSeq lists its product as uncharacterized. The record is from RefSeq and is a predicted model, not a curated record. Lineage: Eukaryota; Viridiplantae; Streptophyta; Magnoliopsida; Brassicales; Brassicaceae. The transcript has a single exon. The coding region runs from base 1 to 726 and encodes 241 amino acids.